AUGACAAAGAUAGCGACCACUAGCGUCGACCCUAUCACUGGCAAGGAGCACGUCUGGCAAAUCUGCACCAUACCCCAGGGAUGGUGCUGGUCAAGUAUUCUCUUCCAUACCUGUGUACAUUGGCUUGUACACAACCCCAUCAAAGAAGCUCUCGCAAAAGCUAACUGCCCGUGCUCUGUCCUAUUCGUGCAAGAUGACAUCCUGCUAGGUUGUCCUACCAAAGCUGAUUCUAUGAAGGCUCUUUCUAUCGUCACCAGUGUCCUACAAGACUAUUGCUUUGCUGUUAACCCCCUGAAGACUGUCGGCCCGGCAUCGGUAACUCCCUUUUGCGGUCUGGUCAUCGAGUCAGGUGGACGCUAUCGUCCGCAUCCAUCGCGGAGGGUACUCACUGAGGCAUCCUUCGAUCUCGCAUGGGACGAGUUUAUCAACGGAACCUUCAAGGCCAAGCGUAAGCGAGGAGCUCCUAAAGUUGCCGCAGCUGCCUCGAACCUCAAAAUCUCGUCUCGGGUAUCAGGGCUCAAAUCAUGGUGUGGUACAUUCAACUACUUCCUUGGUCACCUUGCGAAGCAGCAGCUUGACGCUCUGCAUGCUCUCACUGACGUGUCCAAGCGACUCCAAGAUCCUGCUAUUACCGACGAGGAGGUGGAAGCUCAGAGUACCCUUGUACACGCGGCUUUCAAGUCACUGUUCGACUAUUAUCUCAGUGGUAUACCGGCUCUAUAUGCCGCUCGAGACGGUCAAGCCAUCGGCACCAUUGUCCUUAGUGAUGCCACUGCCAUGGGUGGUCUGCUAUCAUCUUAA
Molecule: messenger RNA, 801 nt
Organism: Perkinsus marinus ATCC 50983
Lineage: Eukaryota; Perkinsozoa; Perkinsida; Perkinsidae
Exons: 1
Coding region: 1-801 (266 amino acids)
Source: RefSeq, a predicted model, not a curated record